Messenger RNA from Chiloscyllium plagiosum (whitespotted bambooshark), 661 nucleotides. The record is from RefSeq and is a predicted model, not a curated record. NCBI's taxonomy places the organism in Eukaryota, Metazoa, Chordata, Chondrichthyes, Orectolobiformes, Hemiscylliidae.
GGUCUUAACAACACCAAGUUCCUCAAUUCAACUCUUCUUUUAGCAGGUUAUUUGCUGAACUCUGGCGCAAUCAAACAUUUACGAUAUCUCAUUAAGACAUCGAUUUUCCAUCAUCGGCUUCUUGAAAAUCUGUCCAACCCGGAAAUGUACCAAGUAGCUUGACUGUAACGAGUGGAGCAGUAGCACCGCUUUUUCUAAGCAGGGCUGAUUUCCGAAUAAGUGCACUAAGAUGGAUUGUUAUUUACUGCUGCUGUAGUGAACAUGUCCACAGAUACCACCCCAUGGAGUUCCAAGACUCAGAGCCCAGCUUCAAAAUUGAUUGACAAGUCCAAAGAGUCACCUUUUGUUCCAAUAGGCAUGACUGGAUUUGCAGCAAUAGUUGGAUUGGGACUUUAUAAACUGCGAACCAGAGGGAACACCAAAAUGUCUGUGCACCUUAUACACACCCGUGUGGCUGCACAGGCAUGUGUAGUGGGAGCUGUGACCUUGGGUGUCCUGUAUUCCAUGUACAAAGAAUAUGUGGUGAAGCCAAGAGAAGCAAAUCUCUCUAAGUAAAUCUCCUCACUGUGUUAUGCUGCAUAUAUUUAUGUAUUAUUAUUAAUGUCUCACUUGGUAUUGAGAUGUCUUGAAGCAAUGACAUCCUCACAAAUGGUUUGACAUG